GUAUUAUGAACUGUAAAAUAUUCAAAUACCAAAUUGCAUGCAUACAUGCUUUAUCCUUCUCAUCUACACUACAGUAUUUUUUCAUCACUGUGUUGCUUAUGCUGCAAGAAAACCAAAACUCAUGAGCUACUCAGUGUCUCCACCCACCUUUCAGGUAUAUUUAUACAGAGUUUUAUCAGUGAGAGCUCACCGUCUUCAUCAUGAUCAUCAUCUCUCUGCUCCUGCUGGGCUCUCUGCUGCCACACCUGACUUUCACUGCUCGUGUGAAUGUGGGCAUAGUGAAUGGCACAGAAGCAAAACCCCACUCCAGACCUUACAUGGUUUCUCUUCAGAAGGACAAGACACAUGUCUGUGGUGGAUUCCUCAUCUCUGAUGAGUUUGUCUUGACUGCUGCACAUUGCAGAAAAGGAAAUGAGAUUCUGACUGUUGUGGUUGGUACUCAUGAUUUAAGGAACAGUAAGAGUUCUGAUCACAUCGGAGUGAAGAACUACAUCCCACAUGAGAACUCUACUCAUGACAUCAUGCUUUUAAGGCUACAGGAAAAACUCAACCUAAAUAACUAUGUUAACUGGAUAUCAUUACCAAAGGAUGGGGAAGAUGUAGAAAAUACUAACUGUAGCGUUGCAGGCUGGGGACAACUGCAGACUAACGGCCAAAACAGCAAUCAUCUAAUGGAGGCAAGCGUGUAUAUAUUGAAUAAUACGGAAUGUGAAAAAAAAUGGGGACCAAUCUACUCAGUCUCAAAGAUGAUGUGCACAGUUGGCCAUGGUGGAUCCUGCCGUUAUGACUCAGGAGGUCCUUUGGUUUGUGGAGACACUGCAGUUGGCAUCACAGCUUUUGGAAAUAGAUUUCAGUGCAAUUCACCUCAGUAUCCUAAUGUGUAUACUAAGAUUUCACCAUAUAUUCAAUGGAUCAACAGCAUAAUUAGAAAUGUGAAAUGAGUUAAGUUCUUGAAUUCCUCUGCAUAACCUCUUUCAGUAAAAGUAUUACCUGGCAAUCAUCAAUCAUUCAAAGUGUCUU
Cyprinus carpio (common carp) is the source of this 1020-nucleotide messenger RNA. RefSeq names its product mast cell protease 3-like. Gene Ontology annotation, biological process: proteolysis. Gene Ontology annotation, molecular function: serine-type endopeptidase activity. The record is from RefSeq and is a predicted model, not a curated record. Lineage: Eukaryota; Metazoa; Chordata; Actinopteri; Cypriniformes; Cyprinidae.